Molecule: messenger RNA, 1371 nt
Organism: Hyaloperonospora brassicae
Lineage: Eukaryota; Oomycota; Peronosporomycetes; Peronosporales; Peronosporaceae
Source: the annotation of a GenBank genome assembly
AUGCGACGCCACCUGUGCGGCCGCUCCGUCGCUGUCCUUGCGCGUCAGUAUGCCACCGCUGUUGCUGCAUUCAGCACACAGAGUGACAGCCAACGCGGCGUCUACGCGCUCGAAACGAUCUACGCGCUGUGCUCUGCGCCUGGUAAAGCCGGCGUCGCAGUCGUCCGCAUCUCUGGCGACCAGGCAGAUACUUGUCUACAGCAGCUGAGCAGGUCCACGGCGCUGCCCGAGCCUCGAGUCGCCGCACUGCGAAAGCUCUUCCACCCAACGACAAAGGAACAUCUGGACGAUGCCCUAGUGCUGCGGUUUCCACGCCCAAAGAGUUUCACAGGAGAAGACGUCGUGGAGCUCCACACACAUGGAGGCGUUGCUGUGAUUGCUGGUGUUUUAGAAGCACUGAGUCAUGUGCCUCGUUGCCGUGCCGCUGAAGCGGGAGAGUUUACCGAACGCGCGUUUGACAACAACAAGAUCGAUUUGGUGCAAGUGGAGGGACUGGCGGACUUGCUGAGUGCGGAGACUGAAGCCCAGCGUGAACAAGCACUUCGGCAGCUGUCGGGUGAUAUCGGAGAGAUCUAUGAAGGCUGGCGCGACAGUCUUGUCAAGUGUCUAGCCUACGUAGAGGCGAUGAUCGACUUUGGUGACGAUGAGGAUGAUGUCACAGAUGCUGCCUAUCGGGCUGCCAUCGAUCGUGUUCGCGUGCUUGCAGAUUCGAUCCGAGCAAUCGUGUCAUCCAUUGCUGGAACGACACGAGAUGUAGUGCAAGUGCCGUUGAACAUCGUGGGCUAUCCUGUACUCAUCAGUGACACUGCAGGGCUGCGCGAAACACAGGAUCUUGUCGAAAGAGAAGGCGUUUUGAGGGCUCAGACGUGUGCCAGUGAAGCAGACAUAUGCGUGGUUGUGCUGGAUGUACAGCAUGCUAAUCAGCUGCAGACGAGCGCAUUCCAGUCCUACCUGAAGGGAGGUGCCAUCGUCGUGCUGAAUAAAAGUGAUCAGGUGGAUGACGAAACGGUCGGACAUGUAGUGAGUGCUUUUGACGCCAAAACACGCGACCAGCUUGUCGUCAUCUCCUGUGUAGACGGGGACAACAUUGACGUCUUUGUUGACAAGCUAGCGAGUUCAGUGAAGGAGAAGUUGAAGGUCUCGGCUGGAGGAAGGUCUUCCAGCGAUGCACUGAUCACACGAGAGCGUCAUCGACAGAACCUCGUGGAGUGUCUAGCGUGCUUGGACCAGUUCUUGGCUGAUCCUUACCAAAGCGAAAUUGCUGCUGAAGGUCUCCGCCGAGCGGUCGCGGCGAUUGGCCGUAUCCUCGGUCGGAUCGACGUCGAAGAUGUUCUGGAUGUGCUCUUUGCCGAUUUCUGUAUUGGAAAAUAG